This is a messenger RNA of Momordica charantia (bitter melon), 831 nucleotides long. Its product is annotated as CCT motif family protein. Gene Ontology annotation, biological process: regulation of DNA-templated transcription. Gene Ontology annotation, molecular function: protein binding. The record is from RefSeq and is a predicted model, not a curated record. NCBI's taxonomy places the organism in Eukaryota, Viridiplantae, Streptophyta, Magnoliopsida, Cucurbitales, Cucurbitaceae. Gene Ontology annotation, cellular component: nucleus.
AAUUUAAGGAAGAUAUUUUGGAGAAAAAAAUUGUACCCUUGUAAGGAAGAUGCGGCGUGCGGAAUUAUAAUAGAAACGGUUUAGACGAGAGAGAGAAAUGGGUUACAGUUGGUUCCUGAAGAGCCCAAAGGAAGAAGAACAAGAAGUUCCAAACGGCGCCGUAAAAGGGGAUUUCGAAGCCUUUCUGGAGGACAAGCUGCCGCCGCCGCCACCGGAGGCGGAGGAUAACUUCUUGGCCUACGGCGGUCCUCCGGAUUGGGGCUUGAAUUUCGACUACGAGUACUUUCCAGUUCCAGUACUCUCUCAAACCAACAUAGUCGGAGCCAACGAGGAGGCGGCGGCGGCGGCGGCGUUCGGUAGAGUCUCCGACGACGGCGAUGGCAGGAAGAAGGAGGAGGAGGAGAUUUCGCUGAAGUUAAAUCUAAACUAUGAAGAGGUUUUGGAGGCAUGGUCCGGCCGUGGGUCUCUGUGGGCCGCCGCCGACGACUCUUCUCUUUCAAACUUAACCAAUGCCGCUUAUAUGGGAGAGGUUCCAAGAAUAGAAGAAGAACGAAGAAGAAGAGUAUUGAGAUACAAAGAGAAGCGCCACAACAGAUUGUUCUCAAACAAGAUAAGAUACCAGGUUCGUAAGCUCAAUGCAGAAAAAAGGGCAAGAAUAAAGGGGCGUUUCGUGAAGACGGUUUCGUGAAAAAAGAUCAAAAUAUCUCGACAACGUGAGCAUAACAUAACUAGUCAAGACAUUUAUCUUUUAUUAAAAAUGUUAUACGUUCGAAUUCCCACAUCCACAUUGUUGUUGAACUAAACGAAAUAUCUCAAUAAAAGUAUCUUAAA